Molecule: messenger RNA, 1835 nt
Organism: Aspergillus versicolor CBS 583.65
Lineage: Eukaryota; Fungi; Ascomycota; Eurotiomycetes; Eurotiales; Aspergillaceae
Product: GYF domain-containing protein
Exons: 1
Coding region: 90-1442 (450 amino acids)
Cellular component (GO): U5 snRNP
Molecular function (GO): protein binding
Source: RefSeq, a predicted model, not a curated record
CAAGCUCACCCAGGAGCUGCCAAAUUUUCGACAUCUCUUCACAAUUCCUCCUCUUACUCAAGUUUACAUACGAAACUCACUUAAUACACAUGUCCGCCUCACUUCCGCGCCCGAAACGGGCCGGCGAAGACUUCGCCCGCACCCACCACCAAGAAGAAGAGGGAGACGACACCGGCCCCUCAAAAAAACCGAGAUUUGACCUUCGGAAUCCGUCCACUCUCGCUCCCGAUGCGCUCGAUGACGACGAAGUAUUAGACGCCGACGAAAUCGGGCGGCGUGGACAACAAGUCCGCCGCAAAGCUAUCAACCUCGAUGGCUACGAAUCGGACAGCGACAACGAAGGCUUUGAUGCGCGGUCCUCGGCCAAGGCACAGCAAAAAGAAGCGAAGCAAGAAGCGGAUGAUGAUGAUAUGUUUGCGGAAUUAGAGGAGGAUUUUGGCGCCGAAGAAGUGGACGGCGAUGCAGCACUCCGGAAGGACAAGAAGAACGUGCGCUUUUUGCGAAAUGACGAAAUUGAGGGACAAGUCGCGUCGUCGAAGAGUGGGCGAGCAUUGCGUGUGGAUCUGAGUCAAGGCGGUGAUGCUGUUAAUAUUGACGAAGAUGAAGAGAGUGAGAGUGACGUUGGUGAAGAAGACCGUGCAAAGGUAGGGAACGGCAUGGACGAGGAAUUAGGAGCCGGAUCGAAGAAGAAACAUGCGCCUUUGUUGGAUGCGUUCAACAUGCAAAACGAACAGGAAGAGGGUCAGUUUGACGAGCAAGGCAAUUAUGUUCGCAAAGCGGUGGACCCCGAUGCUGUACAUGAUUCUUGGUUGGAGGGAGUAUCGAAGAAGGAUAUUCGGCUCGCCAAGGAAGCAGCCGAUAAGAGAGAUGCUGCGAGAAAGGAGCAGGACCGCUUAAACGAUAGCGUCUUAACAUCAGACGCUCUCAAAACCCUCAUCACGCAACUACAGCGUGGCGAGACUGCAUUAGACGCACUCGCAAGGAUAGGAAAGGGAGCGCCAAAGAAGCCCAAAUGGCAAACGAAACGGAAUAAGAAUCGAUCAAAGGGUGACCAGGACACAGAAAUGGAGGAAGAUGAUCCUAAAGAGGCAGCAAGGAAGCAGGCGAUCGAAGCUGUUACAGGGGCAGCUGAUAUUUUGAUGACAAGAGGGCAAGCUGAGAUCUACGACACGGAACGCGAGGUUCUCACCAGACAAUACCGCCGCGAGACUGGCGAGGAAUGGAUUGACCAUUCGCAAACCACAGAUGCAGCGACGGAAGGCGCCGGGUCUGCGAUGUGGGAAUAUCGUUGGUCUGAUGCCCGUGAUGGUGGCGCCGUUCACGGGCCUUACGAUGGGCCGACGAUGGAUUCAUGGAAGGGGGCAGGCUACUUCGGCGAGGGAGUUGAAUUUAGGGCAGUGGGAGAUACUGGAGAUUGGAGUAGCAACGUUAGCUUUGUAUAGCACCGAUGCUAAAGGGACUAUAUUACUUGAAGCGCCAAUGAAGAUACCAACUUUUGAAGUAAUUAAUCUUUUCAUUAUGUAGACCUCGAAAUCAACUAGGAACCCAAACAUCAAACGGAAAUACCCAUAGUGAGCCGCAAACAAGCGCCAGGAUUAUCAUACAUCAAUGAGUCGAUGUGCUCAGAAAGCAUAGCGAAACCAGACAGAUUUCUUUUGUUUCAGAUAUAACCACCCUUUUCCGCUCCCAGCCCGCGAUGGUUUAUACUGCCUUUCAGAUACUCCAUCCCAUUCAACACCAAAAGGAUUCUAAAUGCGAUUGCAGCAGAAUAAGUCUAUGAAAUUUCCAUGGCGUCUCCGUUAGAAGCCGAAAAGUUCACGUUCCCUUGAUCACCA